This is a messenger RNA of Trichoderma asperellum CBS 433.97, 503 nucleotides long. RefSeq lists its product as uncharacterized. The record is from RefSeq and is a predicted model, not a curated record. NCBI's taxonomy places the organism in Eukaryota, Fungi, Ascomycota, Sordariomycetes, Hypocreales, Hypocreaceae.
UUGGGUUGCCAACUGCCGCCAUGGGUCAGGGUUGGGUUGCCGGCAGUGGAAGAAAAGUGAGGAACAAGCAUGCAACAAAGUGAGGGGAAAACGAUGAUAUCUCUGCCUCUGCGAAAUUGCAUAUGACAGGCUCUGGGCCUGUUGGUGUUUUCUAAGGGGGGGAAAACCCCCCAUACAAAAAAACAAGGGGGGUGGAAAAACAAAAUGACGCCACGGCCAGAUUCACAUUACCGCGUCUUGACCACGAGGCUGACAGCUGUGAGCUUGUUUACCUUUUUCUCUCACGCACCAUGCGAGUAGUCAUGUUCUUCGUCCUUCUGAUCUUCAAGCUCGGAUUUCCUACUCUCUACAAAGCAUACGAAUUCGUCAAAUCACUGUUUCAACCGUUUCGUAGUGGUACUCAUCGCACCAGCAAAGGAAAGAACACCGUUCACUUUGCUGAGCCAAUCAGCCACGUUCGCAUUGUUUACCAAUCUUUCUCGAGAUUCUUCUAAAGCCCAAAA